AGGUGAUUGUGUUCAAGAGAUAUAGUGAAAUUCGAGCAUUGUAUAAAGACUUGAAGAUUAUUUAUGAAAGUAAAAAUGUUGAGAAGAAAAAAUUUCCACGUUUUGCUAAAGGACAUUAUUUUGGUAAAAAAAUAUAAAUUUAGAAUACUAAACUGGUAAAUGUCCACAAAUAACAAUUAUUGAAUGAGAUUGAACACAAUAUGAAGAAUUAUCAAGCCCGAAGUUUGCUGUUAUCAACCGAAGGCUGAGGUUGAUAAUGGCAAACUGAGGGCUUGAUUGAUAAUUCUUCAUAUUGUGCGAAAACCGAAUUCAAUAAUUGUUUUAUUAUUUAUUUAAAAAAUUCAAAACAAACGAUCAUCCAUUUGUUCGUCUGUGUUAAUCAGCCAAACAAGAAUUAGGAAAAGUGUUCUUACCUAUUUUAGAAGCUUUUGUUGAUCUUUUUGUAUUUAAAGAAUCUUUAUCUUCCAGUAAUUUUUGAAUUUCGGCUUCGCCAAGGUUGGCAAACCGUUCAGUGGAAGAAGCCAUUUGUAAUUUAUUUGUAUUAAGAAAAAAACAAUUCCUUAGUCCUUUGGCAGCCGUCAUUGUCGUCAUAUCAAUGGAGUCAGCGAGUCAAUAUGAUUCUCGUCGUCAUAGUAAUAUGACACAAACACGUCCAAAUUUUUUUCAUAUUGACUCUUUGACGUCAUUUUGCUAAUAUGAAUGUGAAAAAUCCAUGUUUGGUUAGCCAAUGAGUUGAUAUGACAAUUUCACAGUUGGCUGUUAGCCAAUCAGAAACCAAGAAUUUUUUAAAUAAAUAAUAAUCAUAAUUAUUAUAAGGUAUCCAGAACUGCCUCACAGUUUACCUCAGGUUUUUAAUUUAAAUUUAACUGAACUUGGCAGCUCUGGGUAACUAAUCUCAACUCUAAUAUUCAUCUAACCCAAUUCUGAAUAAUCAUCUUUUAAAUAUCCUUUAAAAUAACCUUAAUCCUUAUCUAAUUAACCUUAAUUCUUAUCUAACCUUAAUUUUCAUUAUCUAAUUCCUAAGUCCUUAUCUAACCUUAAUCCUUAUCUAACCCUAAUCCUUAUCUAGCCUUAAUCCUUAUCUAACCUUAAUCCUUAUCUAACCUUAAUCCUUAUCUAACCCUAAUCCUUAUCUAAUCCUUAUCUAACCUUAAUCCUUAUCUAACCUUAAUCCUUAUCUAACCCUAAUCCUUAUCUAACCCUAAUCCUUAUCUAACCUUAAUCCUUAUCUAACCUUAAUCCUUAUCUAACCUUAAUCCUUAUCUAACCUUAAUCCUUAUCUAACCUUAAUCCUUAUUUAACCUUAAUCCUUAUCUAACCUUAAUCCUUAUCUAACCUUAAUCCUUAUCUAACCUUAAUCCUUAUCUAACCUUAAUCCUUAUCAGAUCGAUUUGAUGAGUCAGUGAUAGAAGAAAGACAGAAACAAGCUUUGUCAUUGCUCUUGUUUGCUGGAAAUAUUUCAUUUCUUUUCACAAGUCAACCUUUUGUGAAAUUCUUUGAGGUAAUCCAUUAUUUGAUGUUUGCCACCACAAUUUAUUGAGGAUACCAUUUUUGCUAGCACAAUGUUUUGUUUUGUGACACUUGACAUAUGGCAACAGCAGUACAAUCCAGUCUGUGACAAUCAAAUGUUCUUUUCUUGUCAGUGAGUAAAAAUAGACAGAUGACAUCUUUCUGAGCAAAGCUACAAACCAACUAAAACAGCCCUAUUUAUAUGUUGCAAUAUGUACAUGUUGACCAAUUAACCUUGAGCCCCAAGGUGAAAGAUGUAACAAUAGACAUGUUAACUUCUUUUUGUGCACACAUGAAUGUUAAUUUUCAUGUCCUAGGGAGGUGUUGAACAUUCAAGCAGAGGUUCCUCAUGCAGUGACACAGAACAAGCCACAACAGACACAACCAGUGAAGCAUGGGACGAUACAAGCAAUGAACCUUGGAUGCCAGAGAUGUAUUUCAGUGAGAAACAAGACAGCUCAGAUGAUGAGACUAUUUAUGAAAUAAAUAGAGAUUUAUCAAAUAAUGAAUUGUCACUCAACAUUAAUGAAACCUCAGAUGAUAAAACAUGGCUAUCUCGUGCAAUGUCAUUGUGUAGCGAAGGUGAUGAUAUUGAAACGUUGGCAUCUGAGGCAGGAUGCAUUCCUAAUAAUGUGAAAGAUCAUAUUCUUGAUGAUGACAUCAUCAAACCUGACAAUCAACCAAGUCAAGGAAGUGUGGAUAUGUUGCCAACUUUACUUGAAAGCGAUAAUGAAGGCGAAGAUGAACAAGACGUUUUUGUGGAAAUUAUUUCUCCAAGAAAUAUCAGCGAUUCUGAGAAUAAUUCUCCAAGAAAUUCUGAGGAAAUUACUUCUCCAGGAAAGUUAGAAAAUAGUGAAGAGGUAUCAGGAUCUUGUUUAAGAGAAAAAAUGGAUUUUUCACUAUCACAACCAUUAGACUCCCAGAGUAUUUCAUCAGGUCAAGACAGUGUAGAUAAUGAUACAGAAGAUAUCACAAUGGAUAAAGAUUUAGUUAGUUCAACAAUGAAAUUAGAUAAUAGGAGGGAUGGUGAAGAUAACGAAACCACAAAUAAAGAAGAUGAUUGUGCGGUGAACAAAACUAGUUCAACAGGAGGUACAAAACCAGCUCACAGACAAGUUAGUCGUGCAGUAUCAAAUAUCGCGGUGUCGUGGAUAGACCCAAAGAAGAAAGAUUAUUUAUAUCAAGCAGCCCAGAUUAUUCAACAAGCUCUAUAUUGUGAAGCUAAUGAGAUGUAUGAAGACGCGUUCAAUAAAUACAAGAUAUGUGUUGGAAUAUUGCUUAAUGGUGUACAACGUAAGUUUAACUUUUUAUCUUUUUAAACACUCAUUGUUAAUUUCCCUAUUUUAGAAUAAAUUGUCCAGAUAACAAUCCACUGCCUAUAGUGCGCUCAGAACUGUCCCAACGCUAACGCAGGCGAGAAUCUGCUACAAAAAACGCGCUUUUCAAGACAUUAUCAACAAACUGUUUGAAGCUGAGGCUAAAGCAAAAUUGUACAAUGCAUUUAAGAUACCUGGAACGCAAAUGAAACGCAUUUUGGAACCCAUCAAAUACGCAUUCAACAUGCGUAUUAAACACAAAUGGAACGCGUACCCAGUGUUUAAGAAGCAACCCUUUUCUUGAAGUUAGUUCUGUAGUGACUUGUGUAUUUUUCUAGAUGACGGUGAUGGUAAACGUCGUGAGGCAGUGAGACGUAAGACAGCGCAAUACUUGGUGAAAGCUGAGUUUUUGUUCAAUACAUAUCUCAAACAUGACGACAAUGACAUGAAGGAUUGGUCAGUCAAGCCUCAAAAUUCUUCUCAUGACGUCACAGAUCGAAACAUCGUUGAUCGACAGUUCGGUCACGUGACUUUGGCAAGUCUAAAAGUUAUUGGUGUCAUUGACAAGGUGAGUAAUACAGAUUUACUUUGUGAGAUGAAAACUGUCUUUCGAAAUGGUAUUUUCUCUUUCUCUAGAAUAUGUUGGUUCAAUGUGAAGGAUUAGAAGGUGUAUAUGUCAUCAAGGUAUGAUUCACCAUUAUCUUGGAAGUUCAUCCAUAUUGGACUUUUUAUCUAUUCAACAAUCAAUGAAGUCGCACGUAAGUUGUUCAUCUCCAUCUUUUAAGGCGUUAUAUAAAACCAACGCAGUACAUCGGAGUAGCAGGCAAGAAAAUAAACAAACCAAUAAAAGUUUCUACAAAAAAUAUGUAAGUACUUGAUGUUGUUAACUUUAAAGUGCAUAUGACACGAAAUUUCACCCCAAAUGUUUCUGAUUGCAUUGUAAAGAUCCCUUAAAAUGACUUAAUAAUUUCUUUUAUAGAAUUUUGGUAACUUGCUUCCUUUGCAAGAUAUUCAACUUUGUUUCCUAUGCAAAUAUCACCGGUGUGACAUCACAUCGCAUAAUGGCAUUUUGAAAACGCAAUAUUUUACCUUGAUAAAACAUUUUUACAAACAAAUACAGAGGGUUAAUUACCAGUUAUGAAAUUAAUACAUAUACAAGGACAAUUUUUAAGUUUUUUAGAUACGUAUUCGUCAAGAAAACUAUACGCUUCUGAAAACUCAUUAUGUGAUGUGAUGUCACACCGGUGAUAUUUGCAUAUGAAACAAAGUUGAAUAUCUUGAAAAGGGAGCAAGUUACCAAAAUUCUAUAAAAAAAAUUAUUAAGUCAUUUUAAGUGGUCUUUACAAUGCGACCAUAAACAUUUUGGGUUAAAUUUCGUGUCAUGGCACUUUAAGGAGACUAGCUUUUAACAGACUAGUUAUUCUUCCUGACGCCAAAAUUAAACUAUAUGAAUAGAUACUAUUGACCCUACCAAGGUAACGUAUCAUUUAGUAAACGUUUAAAAUAAUCUAUUUUGUCUAGGUGAGAUCUACACGCAUGGUGAAGUUACAUCGUCAUUUUGACACCAACGACAGUAUUUUCUUACUACUAGAAUACGCUGCAGGAGGAUGUUUAUGGAAUCAUGUGAAAACUUUUAGACAGCACUUUUCUAAGAGUCAAGACGCCUCUGGUUUGCCCGAUGAGAAUAUUGGUUUGAGGAAUGAUACAUCCGGUCUACUUCAACCUACUUCCGAUGUACUUCAUCCUACUUCCGGUGAAUGUGAACCUCCUUCCGGCGCACUAGAAACUACUUCCAUUGAUGAAACGUUGCCCAAGACUAUAUUUGACUGCGAUGACGGCGGGAACUCUGCUAGAGAUUCAACAGAAAUUGUUGUGAAUAAAUUUAGAAGAGAAGAUAUCUUGAAUCCAUUGAAAGGUUCACGUAAUUCAGAAACGAAUAGUUUGAACUCAUCCAAUGAGUUAUGUUGCAGUAAAGACGAAAAUUCGUCGUUUAGUAACCAUAGAUCAACUAUGAAAGAAAGUAAAACUGAAACCGCUGACACUUCACAUGCCGAGCAAGCAACCUGUUUGACGGGACAGAAAACGUGUUUGAAUCAGGAUAAGGUAAAGAGAUCAUUAAAAGACGAAGACAACGAAACCGGUGAAACCUGUCCAACGAGUUGCAGUGAUGUAUUGGGUUUUCUUGAUCACGUGACAAAGGACUAUUUCGCCAUGGAUAAAUGUGUACAAUACUGGAUAGCAGAGCUACUGCUGGCCAUAAAUAGUGUUCACUCAUGUGGAAUAAUUUUAAAGUAAGUACCGUACUAGAGAUAAAUGAUCAAGUUGGGUAAAGAAAGGUAGUUCGUCUGUGUAUAAAAGGUAGGGAUAUUUCUUGCGAGACUUAUCAUAUUUUCCUCUUUACAGAGAUCUGAAGCCAUCAAAUGUGUUACUGGAUGGAAAUGGCCGUGUUAAGUUGUCGUAUUUUGGAGUCUGGGAAGAGGUUGAUCAUUCAGUAGACCCAGAGGCAGUGCAGCAGUUUUACUGUGCUCCUGGUAUGACAGAAAUAAAGCUUUCCUCUGCACUUUAUGACUUAUUGUGUUAUAGUCGUUUUACUCUUUGUAUUUCAUAUGUUGUAUUUAGAAGUUUCUCGUGGUGAAAAGAUCACAUUUUCUGCAGACUGGUGGAGUCUUGGUGUUCUCAGUUAUGAACUCAUUACUGGAAAGGUAUUAACAAACUUAAGCAACGAUUAAUCUAGUACGGGGAGAGUAGCAACAAAUGGAAUUUUCUCGAUGAUGAAUUUUCGUUACAGUCGCACUUUAAGAACUUGAACAAGCAGGAUGAAAAUGGAACGAGGAAGGAUAUUAUUAAUAUCUAUUACAGUCAAUUUCAGCUGACUUUUCAUCGUAAGAUUCCGAACUUCGUUCCGAACUUCGCAAAUUCGUUGCCAAGUUCAAAAGUUCAUAAUGAAAUUCACAAACAGGUUUGUAAACAAAGCCUCUGAUUGGCUAUUAAAUCAAACCAACCAAUCAAAUGCCCAGUUUACAAACCUGUUUGUGAAUUUCAUUAUGAACUUUUGAACUUGGCAACGAACUUGCGAAGUUCGGAACGAAGUUCGGAAUCGUACGAUGAAAAGUCAGCUGAAAUUGACUGUAAUGCAAGAAAAUGAACAGAAAUUAACAAUUCAAAUCCCACGUUUUAGACGGCGCUGUGCUCUGUUUACAACGGCAAAAUACAGCUUAUCACGUCUUGUAUAGCGUAGAUAUCAAGCUGGGACAACUGAUACUUUCAAUCGUAGAACUUUAAUCAUAACCCUGUGUUAGCCUUGAUCCUUCAAUUGUAUUAUUUCCAUACGAUGGAUAAUAGACGACAGGUUUUUUGCUGCAACCACUUGUUUAACGAGUUUAUUUACUAUCGCGUUCCCGUCCUACAUGCUUAAGGUCGCUAUUGAUUUACAAGAAACAAUGGGUACGAGUCGAACUGACAUUGUCAGCAUCCAGUUGAAAUCGAAAUCUUGUAUUUGUGUGAGACCAUAUCUGUGAGAGACGUCACAUAAAUAAUAUCUUGUGUGAUGGUGGGUGUUUGCUGUGGUAAUGUGGUGAGAAUUCAGAAGCAAAUCAUUUUCUCUUUACAGACAUUAUGUUCCACUCAUCCAUGGGGUAUCUAUCCACAUUCAUCGAUAAUCUUCCCGUCUCAAGAUAUAUCAACGGAGGCUCGAUCAUUUUUGUCUGGAGUAUGUAGAAUGUUUGGUUUAUUUUGAAAACACUAUGUAAACAUCUUAUUAAUCAUACAUUUCUGUUUUUCAGGUUAUUUGUCAUAACUCUAGAGAAAGAUUAGGUAAGUUUGCUCGAUUUGUUGGGUGAUUUUAGAUCUAAUUCAUGAUAUUCGAGCAAUUACGCUUCAACAAUCGAUUUUAAUGAAAGUUUUUCUGUUGUUAAUUUCAUUCCUGUAGGCAGUGCCAUGGAUGGUGUGGAAGGCAUCAAGUCUCACGCGUUUUUUCAAGGAGUAGACUGGAACGAACUAGCAAAAUCCAGUUGACGUCAGACUGGUAACGCAUGCAACAUGUGAUAGGGUACACACGUUAAAACUCAUUUUGUUUCAGCUCUGCAAAGAUGUUGUAACAAGGUUGUUGUCGCUAGCCGAUAUCAGGAUGUGUUCGCACUGCUUGUUCCCAGUUGUUGUGACAAGUCUGAAACAAGUUGUUAUCACCUAGCUUGUUACAAAGUUGAUGACGAUAACAGAGUUGCUACAAGUUGUUCCAACAAGACUAAUAUACAGGCUGUUCUUGACAAGUUGCUACGAGCUUGUUGUCAUCAACUUGUUAACACCUUGUUACGUGCAGACGAUAUUAGACUUAUUGGAACAACUUGUUGCGAAUCUGUUGGCCUCAUUAACCUUGUUGCAAGAUGAUAACAACUUGUUGCAGACUUGUUAGCAACUGCAAAUACAUCUUGUUGACAAGUAGUGAGGUUUUUACGCGUGCAGUAGGAGAUUUUUGUGGUAUAUAUAUACAUUGAUUGGUCCAGCAGCGUUCAGAUAAUGAACAAUAGUGCAAGUGCAAUUUACUUCAAAUUUUAUAUUGUGUAUACACAUAAAUUGUAAAUAAAACUAAAUUUCUUUUUAUCUUAAAUAAUGCAUGUUUAAAACUUUUAAUGUUUUAUAUAAAGAGACAUCUCAACUCUGACAAGUGCGUUUGAACAUGUUAUGGUUCUUUCAGCUGCAGUAUUAUUUUGUUUGAGUUUUCUCUCAGAGUUCUGAAGUAAAACAAAGAUAAAGUUAUGAAUAGGAGAAAAAGAUCUUAAUUAAGAUAAUGAAUCGCUAAUAAGAUAAUGAAUUGCUAAUAAGAUUUGUUCUAUAUCAAUGUUAAUUACGUUAAGUUUGUUUUUCAAGCGCGCAGGCUACCUGUUCGACAGGUGUUGUUUUUAACUAAACAAUAAAUUUGAUUGUCAAGUAUUUAUGAUAUUUUAAACUAAUCUAAACAUGAUAUUUUACACGAAACACGCAUAAAUUCACACUAAAGUAGAACUAAAUGACAGACUGGCCUCUCAAAAAAAUUUUUGGUACUUUUUACCAAAUGUCGUG
Messenger RNA from Paramuricea clavata, 7883 nucleotides. NCBI's taxonomy places the organism in Eukaryota, Metazoa, Cnidaria, Anthozoa, Malacalcyonacea, Plexauridae. The record is from the annotation of a GenBank genome assembly.